UUGGGCGUGAAAAGUGGCGCUUCACACUUUCGAUUCCAAGCCAUCAUGGGCAUCAUGUCGGCAACCCAGGCGGUCGUCUUCGGAGCCGUCGCUACCUCCAUGGCAUCGUAUGCUUCCGUUGCCGCGGUGACAAGUGGAACAUACAGCGCACUUCUCCCUCAAGACGUGGUGCGCAACCUGCAAUGCCAUGUGUGCCGCACCCCCGAACUGACCGGCAGCGUCGGCGACUCGUGUUGCAACUACGAGACGGUGAACACGGCAACCAUCGAGCAUUUCCACCCACUCCUAGAUGAACUGCGCAAGUUGUCGUUCUUCCGGUACUUUAAAGUGGACUUGAACCGCGAAUGUCCUUUCUGGAGCGUGAACAACGUGUGCAUGAACCGCGACUGCUCCGUGUGCGAGUGUCCUACCGACGAGAUCCCGUCCAAAUGGUAUGCGCAGGACCAAGCCGAGAAAGAGCAGCGCGAUCUCACAGAGGCCGCUUCCGGGCCUUGCGACGACCAAGCCGGCGAAGGCGAGUUGUCCAAGGUCGACCGCACCAACGCCGCCGUGGGCCAGUCCUUCUUGGCGUGGGUCGACAAAAAAGACGCCGACAACGUCAACAACAUGGUGUAUAUCAACCUGCUGGAGAACCCCGAGCGUUUCACGGGCUACGCGGGGCUGUCGGCCGCCCGCGUGUGGAAGGCCAUCUACGACGAGAACUGCUUCGUGUCCCAAGAGCUAUGCCUCGAAGAGCGCGUGUUCUACCGGCUCAUCUCCGGCCUCCAGGCGUCCAUCAGCACCCACAUUGCGCUCGAGUUCCGCGUCGGCAACGGGUGGGGCCUCAACACUGACAUGUUCGUCGAGCGGGUCGGCAAGUUCCCCGACCGGCUGCAGAAUCUGUACUUCACAUACCUAUUUGUGCUCCGUGCCGUGGGGCGGUAUCGCGACGUGCUGCUUCACUACGACUUCGAGACGGGAAACGCCGCCGACGACGCGCGGGCAUCGACGAUCCUUAAGUCGCUCUUUGACGUCGACAACCAAGCGUACAAUGCGAGCUGCCGCGCGCCGUCCGACAGCCGCGCCGUGCUCUUUGGAUUCAACGAGACGAUGUUGUUCUCCAAGUCCAUGGUGAACAACCUCUUCCUCCACCCCGUCGACGUCGAGCGCCAGCGCCGCCAGUUCACGCAAAAGUUUGAAAACAUUUCGCGCAUCAUGGACUGCGUCACAUGCGAAAAGUGCCGCCUCUGGGGCAAGAUCCAAGUGCUCGGCCUCGGCACCGCCAUCAAGAUCCUGCUCGCGGACGACGUCGCGGACAUGGCGCCGCUCCACCGCAACGAGAUGAUCGCGCUCAUCAACGUCCUCCACCGCCUCUCCGAGUCGGUCGAGGGCGUCACGCGCUUCCGCCAGCUCGAGCUCGAGAACGCCAUCGCCACACUCGUCCAGUGCAUCCUCGGCGCCGUCGUCGUCGUCGUCGUCGUCGGCGUGGUCAUGAAUCGUCGACGACGCCAAUCGAGUCUUGUGGACCACAAGAAGUUCAAUUAAUUUUAUCCCCAAGCAAAAAGAAUCAUCCAACACGAGUAGUUAUAUAUAUAUAUAUCAAACGCUUUGCAGGUCGGAUGAAAUACAUGUACUUUAGUUGUGGUAG
Aphanomyces astaci is the source of this 1627-nucleotide messenger RNA. RefSeq lists its product as hypothetical. Gene Ontology annotation, cellular component: endoplasmic reticulum; endoplasmic reticulum membrane. Gene Ontology annotation, molecular function: thiol oxidase activity; protein-disulfide reductase activity; FAD binding. The coding region runs from base 46 to 1524 and encodes 492 amino acids. The record is from RefSeq and is a predicted model, not a curated record. The transcript has 2 exons. NCBI's taxonomy places the organism in Eukaryota, Oomycota, Saprolegniomycetes, Saprolegniales, Verrucalvaceae. Gene Ontology annotation, biological process: protein folding in endoplasmic reticulum.